Messenger RNA from Aspergillus neoniger CBS 115656, 2150 nucleotides. RefSeq names its product GMC family oxidoreductase. The record is from RefSeq and is a predicted model, not a curated record. Gene Ontology annotation, molecular function: flavin adenine dinucleotide binding; oxidoreductase activity, acting on CH-OH group of donors. NCBI's taxonomy places the organism in Eukaryota, Fungi, Ascomycota, Eurotiomycetes, Eurotiales, Aspergillaceae. Bases 375 to 2150 code for a protein of 591 amino acids. The transcript is spliced from 4 exons.
UUCGCAGCAUAUCAUGUUGCUUGCUUUGCUACCUCAUUAAUUAAAGUGAAAUUGAAGUGGUGAACCUCGAAGGGCCAAUGUUGCAGCAAAUGAUCGGUGAUGCUUGCUCGGUGCAGCAUUGAUAACACUAAGCGCCGCCGCUGCGUAAGCCGGGUUUUCCUUGGGCUCUCGGGCGACGAUAUCCAAUAACUUCAGGGCAGAUAGCCACAUCUGACAAGUCAGUCAGUUUCUCGUAUCAAUUCGAGCCGUGACCCCGCUAUGCUUACUCUCAACUGACCCAAGCGUCGAUUGAUUCAGCUGGAUUAUAUUAUAAAUGGGUGCAACUGACCGGCUCUUCUGCUCUCACCUCAUGACAACCCAUAUACAAGUCCAUCAUGAUGGAAAGAGAUACCUCGUCUUUGUCCGAUAUCCCGCCCGUGUACGACUAUGUCGUUGUUGGAGGAGGAACUUCCGGGUUGGUGGUGGCCAGCCGAUUGACAGAAGACCCCGCAGUCAGCGUUCUGGUGUUGGAAGCUGGAAGCGAUGGUGUCGACGAUCCGCGUAUCGCAGCUCCGGGCCUCUCGGCCAGUACCUAUUUUGACCCUGAAUUCGAUUGGAGCCUUAUCAGUGAACCUCAGGAAAGUCUUAAUGGCCGACGCCUUGCUCAGUCCCGCGGUCGAACAUUGGGAGGUUCCUCGGCUAUCAACAUGGGCAUGGCAAUCUACCCUAGCCGUAGCGAUAUCGACUCAUGGGAGCAGCUGGGAAACUCGGGCUGGAACUGGAAGUCUCUCUCCACCUACAUGCGAAAAUCGCAAACAUUCAUACCGCCGUCGGAUGAGAUUCGUGACCAGCUAUCGCUUGACUAUGUCGACCUGGAUGUUCAAGGGACCGAUGGACCCAUCCAGAUUUCGUUUGGUAAUGGGCCUUAUCCGGCGUUCACGGCUGCCUGGCCCCGGACCUUUGAGGCUUUGAAUCAUCGGCUGACAGGCGACCCAAUGUCUGGUCUGGCCAAGGGUGCCUUUUGCAAUCCGGCUACUAUCCACGGGACCUCACGGGCUCGUAGUCAUGCGGGCGUCGCCUAUUAUACUCCCGAAAUAGCGCAACGCUCGAAUCUCCGAGUCAUCACCGAAGCAUUUGUGGAGAAGGUUCUGCUCGACAAGACAGCCUGUGUCGAUGACGGCCAAGCUAUCGCGACCGGUAUCCAGUUUCGAGGGAUUGAUGGAAUCCAACGCACGGUGGCCGCAAGAGCAGAGGUUAUCCUAGCGGCUGGCACAAUCAAGACACCGCAUCUGCUAGAGCUCUCAGGCAUCGGUGACGCAAAGCUUCUGCAAGCGCAUGGUAUCGAUAUUAUCAUCGACAAUCCCAAUGUAGGCGAGAACCUGCAAGAACAUGGCCUUCCUUUACGGGAUCCUGAGGUAGCCAAAGCCGCCAUGGAAGCAUGGCAGUCUUCGGGAGCUGGACCACUAGGCUCCCAUCCACUAGGUUCGGCUUUUAUGACUCACCCGGAAUUGGAAACCGGCGAGCUAUCCGGCCUCAUAGAAAAGCACCUGAAAGAGGAAGGUUCCGCGAGACAGACGGCGCAGUACCGUGUUCUUCGCCGAUUUCUCGAAGAUGACGACGAGCCAACGUGCCAGUAUACGCUAGCACCAUUCCAAAUGACGCCUGACAAAGGCUCCGAUCCUAGAGGCACCUUUAGCAUGUCAGAGCCCGGAAAUUACGUUAGUAUAGUGGCAGUCUUGAACUGGCCAUUUUCCCGAGGUUCGGUACAUCUAGCCUCGUCAGAUCCAACAGUGCUGCCGACUUUCGACCCUCGUAUGCUGUCACAUCCACUUGAUCUGGAGAUCCAAGCGCGUCAUGUAAUGUGGCUUGAGACGCUGGCAGCCACGGAGCCCAUGGCAUCGCUGCUGAAGCCGAAUGGCCGUCGACUGCACUAUCCGACGCGUGUGACGAGCUUGGAAACAGCGCGUGAGCUCACGCGGGACCGCAUAAUAUGUCAUUAUCAUGUUUCAGGAACAGCAGCUAUGAUGCCGCAAGAGAUUGGGGGUGUGGUUGAUGAUCGGUUGAGGGUUGUGAUGCCACUAAUUCCUCGUGGGAAUAUCCAGACGACAGUGUAUGCUGUGGCGGAAAAGGCUGUUGAUAUUAUCAAGGAGGAUAGAUUGGCUUCAUCGUGA